CUACAACAUCUUUCCCGCCCUUCCGCCCGGCUCCAAACAUGGCGCAGCCCUCCUACUCUAGGGACGAGCUCGUAUCGGAGCUCACGUCCUACUACGAAUUCUUGACUCAGAUCUAUCUGCCCCCAGAAGUCAUCCAACACCCCCCGGAGGGCGGCUGGGAGCACAUCACACCCGACUUCGUCAAGUCCUUCUGUCUAGGCAAGAACAACACCGUAGCAGACCUGAUGAAGCAUAUCCCUUACAUCCGCCGCACAAAGGAGGACGACUGGGACCCGUGGCAGAUUUACGGGAACGCUACUCCUGUAGACUUCACUAGUGAGAUUGUCCUAAACUUACCUAGCAAGUAUGCAAAUGAGUCUCUUUUUGAGCCUUAUGAGGGCAGUAUCUCUGAUAUACCGCCCCAUGUGUUUUUUUAUGCAACGAUUCCAUCCGGUCAUAAUGGUCGUUACAUUUUUAUUGAUACAGAGCGCGGCACAAUUGUCGUCGCAGACCCACAGACUGGUCCGAAGCCCACUCGAUUAUCCAACCCAGAAGCACCAGAUGAAGAAGCUUGGCGUAGGCUCCAGACUUAUACCUUUCGCGAGUUCUUCUCAAUAGCAAAAGAAAUGUUUAGAAAAUUCGAAAUGAUUGCUGUGGAUAGAAAACACGUACACUGCACCAGUCCGGAUGUACCUGAAGCGCAGAUAUACCGGGAAGAGGGCGUCUUCACGGAGCGGUACGAUAGAGAGAGGUGCAUGGACAGGCUGGACGAGUAUCAGGAGCAAGAGAACCGGGCAGACCGGGAGGCUCAAGGACACGAGUAGUUGCCGGUGCCUCCGCCAACAGAUAUACCUACGCUACAGGCUUCGCUGCGGGAGGUGCAUUAUUUCGACAUCGGGCUGCUGAUAUCAGCGUGCACUCAUGAGGCCAGCUUGUCAAUCUACAUAACCUGCCCCACACUUAUGUCCCUAUCUAAUCCGUUAGCAACUGCGCAG
Colletotrichum navitas is the source of this 974-nucleotide messenger RNA. RefSeq lists its product as uncharacterized. The record is from RefSeq and is a predicted model, not a curated record. The transcript has 3 exons. The coding region runs from base 39 to 803 and encodes 254 amino acids. NCBI's taxonomy places the organism in Eukaryota, Fungi, Ascomycota, Sordariomycetes, Glomerellales, Glomerellaceae.